GGAAAAGGAUCUACCCUGAGAAUGAGUACCAUGUGCCACUCUUUCUGGUAGUAUCUCCUCGGUGCAGUAUGCUAAUCAGCUAAUAAUGUGCGUUCAUUUGAAACGUUUGAAAGGUUAUUUGUAAUUCUAACUCGUCGAUGUAUUCGUCGUUUUGUAUGUAAGAGUAAUGUCAUCUAAUAGUUUCUAUACGUUUUCGACAGUAAGAUCGCAGCGAUCGUUUACGCAUUGGUAAAUCCUAACAAACAUUCGUUUCAAUAAGCGAUACCGGUAGCAGUAGCAUGUAGCAUGGUUCAACAUGCGACUCACGAGCAUUCGUUUCUGGCUGUCUCAAUUACGUGCUCGCAAUUCACGUUGUGAUUCAACGUUUUCUCAAUUUAGACGCAACACCUUUUCUAAAAGCGAUGAAUUUAAACCAGACCCGAGAGUUCUGGCUCUCCGAGAUAAACUGUUGUAUUGCGAUUACUUGGAUUAUGAAAACAUAAAAAUGGGAUAUCUAAAACGCAGAAGAAAAUAUAAGAAAGAAUUUGAACUCGCCGAAAAAGCCAAGUAUGAAAAAUUGGCCUACGAACCAGCAGUUAGCGUUAUGUUGAACGAUCCCAAUGAAAACGAUAAGUCAGACAUUGAGCAUGAUAGUGACUCGGACGAAGAAAAACCUUUAUACAUGCCGUAUGCGGCAGUGACUUCUUAUCAAAUCACCGAGACGAACAGUAACGAGGAUACCCCCACGAAUUCGUUAAACAACAGAUAUAUAGAGCUGUACGAGCAAUAUUUGGAAGCAAAGAAAGAUUCGGUGGACAAGGGUAAAUGGACGUUCGAAGAAUUUCUAAAGAGCAGUGAUAUACAGAGUAAUGUACCGAAAGGCGAGCUCUGGAAAAUACCCACCACCUGGAUGUCCGAUUACGAGGAAUUUGAUGAUGCCUUAAUCGAUGAGAACUGGAACAAGUAUUACGGUACACCAGAUCCUAAUUCAAACGUCAGCUCUGUUCCGUGCGGUGGUUGCGGAGCUCUGUUACAUUGUAGAGAUCCUGCGAUCCCUGGAUACUUACCAUCGGAAUUAUUUACGAACAAAAAGAAAGAUGAUUUAAAAACGAUGGUAUGCCAAAGGUGUCACUUUUUAAAGUUUUACAAUGCCUCGUUGGAAGUGAAGGUCUCGAUCGAAGAUUAUCCGAAAUUGCUGAGGGCGAUCAAAACUAAGAAAUGCGCAGUCAUCCUAAUAAUCGAUCUGACCGAUUUUCCUUGCAGCAUUUGGCCAGAUUUAAAGAGCGUCUUACAUCCGUUCACUCCUAUUUUUCUAGUCGGGAACAAAGUCGAUUUGUUACCGAGAGACUGUCCCAAAUUCAUAGAUCACAUUAAACAAUCAUUGUUGGAUACUGUAGUCGAUGUAACCGGUGUGAAGAGAGAAAAUUUCACUCAUGUCCAGUUAACAUCUGCAAAGACCGGAUACGGUAUAGAGCAGCUUAUAAAUAAGCUGCAGUAUAAAUGGCGACACAGGGGAGACGUCUAUUUGAUUGGCUGUACAAAUGUUGGAAAGUCCUCUAUGUUCAAUAUUUUAUUAAAUUCGGAUUAUUGCAAAAUCCAAGCCCUCGAUCUCAUACAACGCGCCACGGUAUCCGCUUGGCCGGGUACGACGUUAAAUUUAUUGAAGUUUCCAAUUUUGAAUCCAUCCGGUAGAAAAGCUUACUUAAGAACGGAAAGAUUGAAAAUGGAGCAGGUUUAUAGAAUGGAAUUAUCGAGGUACAGAGAUUACCAGUUUAAAGCGACAGGAAACAUUGAAUUCACUACGUUGCAAGAUGAAGUCGGAAGAACAUUUACCGGGCGUACGGUCGAGGAAGCGCAGAUGGAUCCUUUCUCUGAAAAAUCUCACGCGUAUCUACCGACGAAGCCAGUUUUCGACGAAUCCAAGCCAGAAUACGAAAAUAGUCGAUGGUGUUAUGACACUCCGGGUACUAUUCAAAAAGAUCAAGUACUCGACUUACUAACAACCGACGAACUGUUGUCCACAUUGCCACAACAAAUCAUAACGCCGAGGUCGUUCACUUUGAAAUUGAAACAAACCGUGUUUCUGGCUGGUUUGGGAAGACUGGACUAUCUCGAAGGAGAAUACUUUAUUCGAUGCACUUUAUUCGCGAGCAAAGAACUGCCUAUAACGAUCUGUCACACGGUUGAUGCUGACGAAGUGUACGACCGAUUGUUGGAGACCGAUGCGUUUGUCGUACCAGCGAACAAUCCAGAACGUCUGAAGAAGUGGCCGAAAUUACUAUCAAAGGAGUUCAAAAUGACCGGGAUAUACCGAGAAUCCGCCGCAGAUGUUGUGCUCUCGAGCUCAGGUUGGAUCGCGGUGACGCCUCAAGAGAACGAUAACGUUUUACUACGUGCGUGGACGCCACAAGGUCGUGGCAUACAUCUAAGAUCUCCGGCGUUACUCAGGUAUUCAGUUAGACUUUGCGGGAGUAAAGUUCCGGGAACUCCAGUAUACUCUUUGGGACGGCGAGUGUACGUGAAUGUUUAAAAGCCGUUGCUUAAUCAAUUCGUUCAUUUUUGUACAUACGUGUAAAAAAAUUAAAUGUUUCUCAAAAAACA
Molecule: messenger RNA, 2580 nt
Organism: Ceratina calcarata
Lineage: Eukaryota; Metazoa; Arthropoda; Insecta; Hymenoptera; Apidae
Product: nitric oxide-associated protein 1
Exons: 5
Coding region: 296-2509 (737 amino acids)
Molecular function (GO): GTP binding
Source: RefSeq, a predicted model, not a curated record